Messenger RNA from Trichosurus vulpecula (common brushtail), 876 nucleotides. It is a transcript of the gene SPP2, whose product is annotated as secreted phosphoprotein 2. Gene Ontology annotation, biological process: bone remodeling. Lineage: Eukaryota; Metazoa; Chordata; Mammalia; Diprotodontia; Phalangeridae. The transcript has 8 exons. The record is from RefSeq and is a predicted model, not a curated record. Bases 137 to 730 code for a protein of 197 amino acids. Gene Ontology annotation, cellular component: extracellular region.
CCUGGCCAAACUCAGAGGUAAGAUGACAUUGUAAAAGCCACUUUCAUCUCCAGAAAGACUAAGCCUUGGGAAGCUCAACAGGAAAAGUCCCCCUUGGUUCUGGAUCUGACUUCUACGUCCUGGAAAGAAGGCAGUCAUGAAGGUCCUGGUGCUAGUUACUCUUGCUGUAAACAUCUGGUCUUGUUCAGGUUUCCCUGUGUAUGACUAUGAUCCAGCCAUGAUGAGGGAAGCUCUCAGGGCCUCGGUUGAAAAAGUGAACUCCCAGUCUCAAAGCCCAAAUUUGUUCCGGGCAUACAAGGGCUCAGUUAAGAGAGUCAACUUCGUGAAUGAGAAUGAUUUGAUCAUGGACAUAGACUUCAGGAUCCGAGAGACUGAAUGUAGGAAAGAGUCCGGAAACCCUCCGAGUACCUGCGACUUCAAAAUGGGCUAUUACGUGCCAACAGCAUCCUGCAGAAGCACCGUAGAGAUCUCCACUGAGCAGGUGCAGAGCGUGUGGGUCCGCUGCCACCGUCCCUUCCCCACCUCUGAUUCCAGUAGCAGUGAAGAGAUUUUUGGGAGCAGACUGGGAUCAUACAACUGGAGAAGCUAUUACAUGAGAGAUCUAGACAGCGAUGAGUCCAGAAGUGGGCCACUUUAUCAGAGGUCUUUGGGCAUAAGGAAUAUGGAGGUGUUUCCGCCCCGAAGCAGAAGACGCCAGAAUGAGUGGAAUCAAUACAGUGUCUUUGAAUAGCCGUGGUGAGUGAAAUGGUCGCAGCAGGACCCGAUGCCAAGAAGGACGAAGGCAGCACAAAGCGUUCACCCCUGGGGUUCAGUCUUGUUGCCUAUGUUCUUGUGGUUUUUAUCACCUCCCUUCUACAAUAAAACCUUGCUCCUCCA